Messenger RNA from Acromyrmex echinatior (Panamanian leafcutter ant), 4685 nucleotides. RefSeq names its product Chronologically inappropriate morphogenesis (gene chinmo). The record is from RefSeq and is a predicted model, not a curated record. Lineage: Eukaryota; Metazoa; Arthropoda; Insecta; Hymenoptera; Formicidae. Gene Ontology annotation, cellular component: nucleus. Gene Ontology annotation, biological process: regulation of transcription by RNA polymerase II. Gene Ontology annotation, molecular function: protein binding.
CCGCGUCUCUCACCGCGCUUCUCCUUUCGCGCGGUUCCGGAGCCACGCAACUCUCUCGAGGCGCCUCCAACGCCUAAAUUUCCCCUCCGCCUUCACUUUUCGUACCGCUGGUGGUUCCAACGAUGAGCAUCGAUCGCGCUGCUCCGCUGAUUUUUGAUUCCGAAUUCGAGCUGUAUGACUGUAUUGAGCUUAUUCUCGUCCGCCGACAAAAUUUAUUAAGUAACUUCGAGAUGACAAGGUGGACAUGUCAAAUUUCACUUGCAAAUUACCUGACAUCUGCGAGCACAUGUGCUUAUCAAGUCAAGGUUGUCGUUGCAUAUUCGAAGACACUUUUUCUACCGCAUGAUUCCUGGUAUGUGACGUUUUACUCCCACGAUGCGGCCCUGGUGUACAUUGGUUAAGAAGUGGGGGCGCGCGAUACCUUAGAAGCGUUAGGGAACGGAGAGAGAGAGAGAGAGAGAGAGGAUAAUGUUCGAAAAUGAGAUGGAACAAGAUAGAACGUCGUAGCGCGCGCGAGAGCAAAAGAAUAAAAAAGUUCAGCACAGGAGAGAGAGAGAGAGAGAGAGAACAGGAGGGAACACUGCGGAGACCGCGAGAGUCGAAACUUCUAGCCUUAAGCAAUCUUUACCCCUCCGCCGAAUCGUCAAUCCCCCGCCCUUGACCACCCACCCGGCGACCCCCCUUUCCCCCUUUAAGGUGGUUCCGUGUUUUGCCGGGUGCCCGAAGAAAACAUCGAAAAAGCCCCUACAAAGCCUCGAUUCCGUGUAACAUUUGCAUCGCCACCGAUGACCCAUAUUCACAUUCUUCUCGGUGAUAUACAGCAACAGCGGUCCCUCAGUGUUGCGUCUUCCCUGUCCCUCUCUCUCUCUCUCUCUCUCUCUCUCUCUCUCUCUCUCUCCCUAGUUCCCUCUCGAACGGUCCGUUCCCGUCUCCUGUCGUCUCACGGUACCGCGCGCUACCGCCUAGCCUCCUCGUUCCCUCUCGCUCGCGCCCGCGAUUUUUCGACUGCCGCGCAUCGGUGGACCCUCCCGCCUCCCGCACGGCGACCGCGCGUACCCGGGCCCGGUCGUACCGCGAACGACGACAGUCACGCGCGAUUCGUUCAUAUGCCGAUGCGCGAUGCAAGCCGGUGACUCGAUUUCGGCCGGCGAGUGCGUAUAGUCAGUCGUCUAUUUGGUGCUCACGCAACCGAUGCGUCACUGGUCCCGGACGUACAGCGGGAUCGGCCGGGAGUUUUACUCGAAACUUUUCCACUCUUUCACGCGAGUUUUUAUACACUCUUGGUGAUACCAAUCGAUAUCGGUGAUACAACUGUGGACACUGUGGACACUGCACGCGCGGAUUAUAGGACACGUGCGCGUGGCUUCUUCAGGACUCUGUAACUUCUUCUGUUCUUUUUUCUCUUCUCCCGGUAGUGACGGCGUAUUCAUCCGUGACGCGAAACAGAGAGACUAAAGUGCAUUUCGGAGUAACGUCACCGGUUGUCAUUGUUGACGAUCGUGGAAGUUCGUGAAUGAAGUCAGAACGGCUGUUUCGCUUGUACUCGUUGACACGCCCCUGCCAUCGUUAACGUCUUCUUUUCUUCUCGCUCGGCGUCGUUACGUUAUCGUGGACGUCGCGGAAAUGCGGUGGAAUUUUGACAUGGCGCGGCCGGCAUCGUGCGAUCGCGGUUCGUGAUUGCCGAUAGGCAAGGCACUUCGCAUGCAACCGCGAUUCUGAAAAAUUGGAAUUGUUUAUGUUUGAUGUUUACCGCAACGACGUAACGCACGCGUGAAGCAACGAUUGUUGGACCACACGUUCGAUAAUUUCUCUGUCACGAUAAACAUAUUACGUACGGAGUCAGUGAAGCGAAAGAGCUGGACGAGCAAUUGGGCACGAGCGCGAUCAAGAAGGUAAAUAUCCAGGUGGCUGCAAAAGGAGCAGUGAAGGUCACGGAAUUAAGCCUAAGGGUGGCAUCAUGGACUUUCAUCAGCAGCAGUUUUGCCUCAAGUGGAAUAGUUUUGGCAGCAAUUUAGCAACGACGUUCUCGAAUUUAUUCAAAAGCGAGAGUCUUACCGAUGUCACCCUAUUUUGCGAGGGAGUUACGUUCAAGGCGCACAGGUUAAUCCUCGCAGCAUGCAGCAAGCAUUUUCAGGAGCUUUUCGAAGGAAUGCCACCUUCUCCCGCGGGAUUGAUCGUUAUUCUCGAUGGGACGAGUGCUCACAAUAUGGCGUCCCUCCUCGAAUUCAUGUACCGUGGAGAGGUACAUGUGUCCCAGGAAUCCCUCAGCUCCUUCCUCAAGGCAGCUGAAUGCCUUCAAGUUAAAGGUCUAUCCAUCAUCGAGCACGAAAAGUUGGCGGUAGCGCAGAGGCACGCUGCGGAAAGCAACACCUCCGCGGACGCAGAGAGCACUGGCGAUGUUACUGCUCUUCGUGGAGGCGGGGGUAGCGGAGGCGGUGGUAGCGUCGGGGGUAGCGUUGGCAGCGGUAGCGUCGGCAGUGGUAGCAUCGGUGGUACCAUCGGCAAUGGGGGCGGUGGUAGCGGCGUCGGUGAUGUGAGCGACAUGAGCGAGGCGGUCAGGAAUAUCAUGAAGAGGACCCCUACACCAGCGCCAUCGCCCGCUCCGGAAUACAUCGUACCCAAUAUGUACUCCACCUCUCCUUAUUGCGAGAGCCCGCCGAAGAGGGUGAUGAGAUCGCCAAGCGACGUCGAUACGUUAGGAAGAGCGAGCGUGUUGCGCGACGGCCCUGCCUUCCGGCCGGCGUCCGCCCCGCAUCCAUUGUUGAAAAAUCACUUCUAUCAAUCGUUCACCCAUCCUCCUGAAACUCAUUCGCAUUCCCACACCGCGCCACAUACGCCCACGGAACUGGAACAGCAGCUGGAACGAGCGCGGUCCGAGGAACGCAGCAACUGUGAUCUCAAGGAAAGCGUUGCCGAAGACCUUCGAAUAAAACAGGAGCCAGACCUUCGAAUAAAACAGGAGACCGAUCGAGACAGGACGGAGAAAUUGGCGGAGAGAUUGUCCAAGCGGGAUGACGAAGCUUAUCCCGGACGGGGGUUUGACGCGGGCUUGUACAGAUCGAACUCGGACCAUCUGCCUGGAGCACAGCUGGGUCCGACGAUGGUGCCGAUGCCGGCGGUUCAUCCGCCGACUCCCGAUCAGAGUCCCGCCGCGCCUCCCGCGCUCGCUAUGUGGAACACGAAGAUCAACAAGGCCAGCACUGUCUCUACUGUCGACGGCGGUAGGAAAUUAAAGUGCCCCUUCUGCGAGAGACUGUACGGCUACGAGACGAAUCUACGCGCUCACGUGCGGCAACGUCACCAGGGCAUCAGAGUACCGUGUCCGUACUGCGCGCGAACGUUCACCAGGAACAACACCGUCAGACGGCACAUCGCGCGAGAGCACAAAGCCGAGCUCAGCAUGAAGCAAGAAUUCCAGCAGUCCAACCAUUCGGUCUCGGACACUGUGCUCUCCAACAUCUCGGACACUGUGCUCCAGUAACAAUGUCUUCGGCGUCGCUGUCAUUCUCGCCGUCGCCAUCGCGGUCGCCGUCGUGGUCCACGUGCGGUGGUACCGGAAGCAACAAUUCCGGUAACCACUUCGCCAGAGUCGACCGCGAGACUGGACCGCGGUUAGAGCGUACGAGACGAGAGGAGAGGAGAGGCUGCAGUUAGGUACCUUCGUUUUCCCUUCGUCGUCGUCAGCGAACGCCGUCCCGAUUCCUCGUCGCGAGAGUGAUCUCUCCGCGUGCGCGUCUGGAAUCGUCGAGAAAUCAUCAACGAGGGGCACGACUAUGAAGAUUCGUAAUGGGGCAAGAAAAAAAAAACAUGAAGGAGGCACGGAACAACGAUGCGCACGGCGCCUCGAGCACGCUCGCGAAAACGCUGCGAAUCACAAAGCUAGUCAAUGAAAGUGCAACGGUCAAGUAAGGAUUAUUAACUAGGAGCUUUUUAAACGAGAGACGAGAGAUAGCGAGUGAAGGUAACGACCUGAGCAGCGAAUAUGGCGCAUAAACACGUACACGCAGAGCCGUUAUAGCGCAGGCGACUGCGACGAGAGAAACCAAUGUAAACUCAGGUAAACUUAAAUCGUGGCGCGAACGAGCGCCAGGAGAAAACGCUACCUUUUGAUAGUUCAACAUAGAUCGGAUUACUCGCCGUCGCAUUUUAAUCGUUAACGCCGUUAACCGGUUUACCUGUUUCUGGUACUACUAUCGCUGUUGAGAAGUCGAGCCUAUAGGAUCGCGACGUACCGAUGUGCGAUACCUAUAUCCAACACGUUACGUUUACGUUUACGCGCGCACCAGUGCCAAAGACAAGACGCUUUUUCUACUCUGGAGUAAUCACACGUUAAUUUUCAGUUUCGCCUUUUUAUACACUCGCGUACAACACGCACUCCACUAUUAAUAAAUAUAUAAUAAUCGCGCUGGGACCCACAUAUCCGAAAUCGCGCCAAGACGACACCCGACGAAGUACACACCUUUUAUACAGUUACGAUUUUAUAUAACGUUUACGAGAGAUUACACUGCGAUUCUAGGGCGGACGACUGUCGUGCGAUUAGCCGUGGGAGAGUCAUACAGCUGUUCACGCAGAAAUACUUCUUGGCGAAUGCGAAUGUACCUAGCACGUCGACCGAGCAAUAAUCACGUUGAUACAUCAUUAUACUAUAUUAUGUCGACAUCGAUUUUUCUGGAAAAAAAAAAAAU